ACAUUCCUUUUUUAUCUUUAACUCGACAGAGGUAGUUUACUGAAACUUACGCUACCUUCAACCAUUUACACCAGAGUAAUCGCACUAGUUUGUAAAUAAAGAGUGUGAGUCAUUCAACGCAAUCCUAAAUUUAAUUCCAAUUAGAGUUAAAUUAGUGAAACGAAAAAAUAGUAGGAGUUACAUCAUCCUUUUUUUCCGCCGCCCUUUUUUCCCUCCCGUUUAAAAAUUCUCCAUACAAAGGCUUGUUUAGAAAGUCGUUGAAACAAGCAACUGCCAACCAUCCUAACCCAGCCUUGCAGUCGUAGUAGCACACUACCUUAUAUAUUUAUACACCACAACCAUGGCAGCAAGCUUAAGGGAAGUGAAGCUUCAUACUACCGCCAAACGGAAGCUAAACGAAUUGGAAGAUAUUUCUAAUAUUCACACUACCCCUAAACAAGUGAAAAAUCACCAUCACAAGAAGCAACGAGUGACGUUCAACACCAAUGAAAAACCACUCACCAGACAUAGCCUUAGACAGCAACAACAACAAGAGCUUAAGCAACACAAGAUAACUGCAUCGGUUAUAAUUCCUCAACAGCAGAGAUCCCCAUCCCCUAGCGAAGGUAGUUCGCCACCUGCAGCACCAGAAAUAACCCGUUCUAAGUCUGUAUCUUUUGACUUGAGUAACAACUCCCCUUUAUUGACACCUAAGGACGAGGAAGAAGAAGAAGAAGAGGAAUACAAUGUCAGUGAAGAUGUUUAUAGUGAUGAAGGAAGUUCUUCGUCGGUACCUUCUACCCCUGCAACCCCACCUGGCUCUACAACUUCAAUUGAUGAUCACCCUGAAGUUGAAGAGAAACAUUCAUUUGCAAGCGAAAGAAACCAUGAACCCACUAUCGGUUUGGAUACAAAUGCCGAUUACAUCGCAUUAACAUCUUGUUUAAGAUUGGCUACAAAUAAUAGAAACAAAAUUACACAAGAAAUUGUCGAAUUAUCCCAAUUACAACAAUACCACUCCCAGAACGAAAAUAAAGAAGAAACAAUUGAAUUCUUUCUUAAACUAAUGAAUAACGACUUGAAUUUGCCAAAACCAAAUAAAACUAUAAAGUGUCCUAUCAUAAAUUGGGGCAAAUAUCAUCCAGCAUUGACUAAUGUAUCCAAAAAGUUUGAAAAUUGUGAUCAAUUUAAAAAGGAAGAUUUGGAUGAUUCCGUGUACAAAUCACUUAACUUGUUUAAAAAUUUGAAAUAAAUUAUGUUUUCCUUUCUUUCUUUGUCAUCUUCAUAUUGGCUAAUUAUAGAGAAAUUGAUAAGAAAAAUCAAAAUACGGUUUACAAAAACGUCAUCAAAGUGUUCUACAACGUAUGUACUUAAUCAUCCUAGACUGCAGACGCACACCAUUCACAAGUAUCACUUUGUUUAAUCCUUUUGUUUUUUUUUAUUAUUAUUUCUUAAUUUUGUUUGUUUUUUUAAUUAUUGGGUAAAUUAUGUUGGUGGUUUUUAAAUAUUGUUGAUUUUGUUUUAGCUUCAUCUUUUGAUAUGUAUGUUUAUGCUUGUUUGGUGGUUGUAUGGUGGUUGUUUUUGAUAUUAGCUUAUGAUGUAUAAAAAAAAGAUUUCUUCUUCUAUAUAGAAUUUCAAUGUAUAGUAGGUAUAUUAAAUUUAAAUAUUCUUCUUUCAUAUAAACGUACUUAAAUAAAAAAAAAAAACCAGACACUUAAGUCUUUGAAGGAGGAACUGGAGCAGUUUCAGCAGCAGCAACAGCAUCGUCACCUUCAUCUUCACUAUCAGUAACCAAGAAAGCAUCCGAACUAGCAGGAACUUCUGAUUCCAAAGGUUGCCAUUUCUUACCAGCUUCAUUUUCUGGUUGUGGAAUCUUUCCUUCAGUACUUGGUCUAGCUGGCUUGGGUGGAGCAUGCUCAUCUCCUUCAUCAUUAUUGCUCAAUUGAAUCUUGUCAUGAAAGUCAUUAGUGAGAAUCUCUGGAUCUUCGUCAAAUUUAGUUGUUCUUCUUCUAUUCUCAAAUGAGGAACCUCCCAAUGCACCAAACAAUUUAGGAUUUUCCUUGCUAGGAACCUUUGGUGGGGCGGAAUUAGUUACACCAUCAAUCUUCUUGGCAAUUCCACUAACCCAACCAUUAAGAGUAGUUCUUGCUUCUUCUAAUCCUUGGGAAAACGUUUCUUUAAUUUGCUCAAAUUCAUCUGGACUGUCAUCAAAGUCUUCUGAAUGUCUUCUUGAUUGCUUUGGUUGAGGGUGGCUGCCUUUCCUACGGGCUGCACGUCUUCUUCUAUCAUCUUCCAAUUCAAAUUCCUUUUGCAAUUUCCUAGCCAACAAUUCGUCAUCAGUUAAUGUCUUAGUUGUAUCAACAGAUUUGGUAGUACUAGAACUAGUUUGAGGAGCAGGAAUUUCUGGCUUGAAUGAAGGGUCAGAGAUAUAUAAGAGCGCAUUGAAUGCAGGAUCAGGGUUACCUUGAGAAGCAAUUAAACAAGCAGUAAUGAUUUUAUCUUCUAUGUUAGGGAAAGCAUCCUUUAAAUCUUUGGUUAUUUGUUCAAUUGGAUCAACUGGUCUUGGUGGUUGAACAGGAGCUUGUUCUUCUGAUUCAUUGAUUGGAACUUCUUCAGUGCUAUCAUGCUUCUCUUUGGCAACAUCAGUUUUUGGAAUCGGAGAUUCCUUCUUUGCUGGCACUGGAGACUCUUUCUUUGCAGGAGUUUCAUCAAUUGAUUCAACUGGCUCAGAUGAAAUCACAUUCAAUUUUUCGUUUUUCUUGCUCAUGGUGAUAUAUUACUUGGUUAUAAAGAGGCUGGUUGUAAAAUCUUCAUGUG
Molecule: messenger RNA, 2796 nt
Organism: Spathaspora passalidarum NRRL Y-27907
Lineage: Eukaryota; Fungi; Ascomycota; Pichiomycetes; Serinales; Debaryomycetaceae
Exons: 1
Coding region: 341-1231 (296 amino acids)
Source: RefSeq, a predicted model, not a curated record